This is a messenger RNA of Vitis vinifera (wine grape), 1078 nucleotides long. RefSeq lists its product as uncharacterized. Bases 442 to 909 code for a protein of 155 amino acids. The record is from RefSeq and is a predicted model, not a curated record. Lineage: Eukaryota; Viridiplantae; Streptophyta; Magnoliopsida; Vitales; Vitaceae. The transcript has a single exon.
GGAUAGUGAUUUUCUUCAUGUUGGUUCUUUUAACGUCUUUCCUAGUUCAGGCAAAUACCUUUAUACCAGUCCUGCUUUCCGUUGAAAUGGUCUCCACACGUACAGCCAGCAAUUGAGUCCUUAACUGCCCUUGGACCCUACCACGAAGAAAACCGUUCAUCUCUCUUUCUCUCCAUCACUUUCAAAACCCCAUGAUUUUCAAGUCAUCGACCUAAACCAGUAUUUUGUAUACCACUGAUAUCAAUAUAUAAGAAGCACCAUCUCUCUAUCUCCACAAUGAUUACCUUCUAAUAAGCCAUAAAUUCUCCAUUUGUGAAUUGUGAGUGUGCGUAUUUAUGCUGUAUUGACUCAGCCUUCUUUCUGCUCAAGCUCUCCCUUGUGUAAAUCUUCCUUGAGUUUGAAUUAGCCCCAUCAACAGAAGGGUGCAGCAAGCAGUGCAACAUGAGCAAGAAGGCUAACAAGGGAAGCAAACUGAGCCGGUGCAUGAAGGCACCCUUCAAAAUCCUGGCCUGCGUCAGGGAUUUGUACAUCCGCAGCAUGACGGAGUUUGCCGGACGGGUGAGUUAUGGCUCUGCCAUGGGUUGUCCUACAGCCCAAGUCUCCAGUUUGCCUAAGAGCUUCAGUGUCAGCUCCUCCAAGUCAAGUGGAGAUCAAGAUCUUUCUGAGCUGAUCAAGGUUGCUUCUGCUAGGAGUCUGAGCAAUAAGAUUGAGUUGGAUCUUCUCCGGCGACAGCCGUCCUCGAAAUCUCCGGUGACCGGCACAAAUGUGGUUCCUCGGAGUAUGAGUGUUGGAAUUGGAAGGAUUGAUGAAGACAAGCCUUGUGAAUUUGGAGAAGAUAUCAAGGUGAACACCGAUGCGUUUCCAAGAAGCAGAAGCUAUGCUGUCUCCAAAAAAACUGGGAUAUUCUGAGGAAUUUUCAAAGGGAAGCGAAUGAAGGGCAAGAAGGACCAGAAAGACGGCGAAUCUCUCUCAAAUUCAACUGUUUAGUUUGUUUCAUUCCCCCUCGUUUUUCUCAUUCUGGUGUUUGAGCUAUAAAAGUGUGAUAAUAUUGUUGAUAAAUGGUAGGGUUGUUUGGUUA